Micromonas pusilla CCMP1545 is the source of this 627-nucleotide messenger RNA. RefSeq lists its product as uncharacterized. The transcript has a single exon. NCBI's taxonomy places the organism in Eukaryota, Viridiplantae, Chlorophyta, Mamiellophyceae, Mamiellales, Mamiellaceae. The record is from RefSeq and is a predicted model, not a curated record. The coding region runs from base 1 to 627 and encodes 208 amino acids.
AUGCGCGCGCUGCUCGCGACGUUCUCGCCCUCGCCGCUCGCGCCGCUCGCGGCGACGCCGCCGCCAUCGCGUCGCCGCGCCGCCCCCCGCGCCGUCGUCGCGCGGAACUCGGAGUCGCGCGCGACGUCGCAGAUACGACACCGCUCGAAGGGCGGCGCGGGCCCCAGGAACGAGCGCGACGCGCACCUCACGGAACCCCCCGUCGACGCCGCGCCGCCGAAACGCGUGGAGACCGUCGAGACCGCGCUCUCGGACGGCAAGCACGUCCUCGUCGCGCUCGACCGACGCGGCGCGCGGAUGUAUCGCACGACGACGAAAGCCGACGGGCGGAAGCCGACGAAGUUGACGCCGCUGGUGCGAUACAACGCCUCCGAGCACGUCGACCCGUUCGACGGCGCGCCCGCGAUGAAGGAGAAGACGACGAAGAAGUCCUCCUCUCGCGGCGGCGGCGCGCCGAAGAGAGCGCGCGGCGGCGAGAGAGAGAGCAGCGGCUCGUCGUCGGACGUCGGCGGCGGCGGUCCGUUGACGGAGCCGACGCUCCGCGGCGUCGUCGCCGCGUUACGGCGCGUUCUAUUUUCAAACUGGUCCCCAUACGACCGCGUUCGCGUGGUGCACGCCGUUCCUUGA